AUGGAAUUAGACUGUCCAUUACAACCAAUAAUCCGUGGCUGCAGCAGCAGCAAAUGGAGGGACAGUAAUAAUGGAAUCUUUUUUGUUUUACCAGAGGAUAUUUUGAUGGAAAUACUGUGUAGGGUGCCGGACAAGCCCCUGGUCAGACUUAAGUGUCUGUCCAAAGCGUGGUACUUUUUGAUUUCUCGACUUUGUAUUCCGAUUAUGUCAUCCCCACCCAUUGCGAGGCCAAGGCCUGUUGUUGGCCUGUAUUUUCGUACUUGGCAGCUCAUUAAGAAGGAAUUUCAAUUCGUUACCAGAACACGACAUCACCCUUUAUUAUCUUAUUUUUCUGGUGAUAGCCUGCCGAAAUAUUAUUCUCGAGAAAGACACUUUGGUCAUUAUGCAUCACUCAAUGAUGAAGGUGAAAGCAGUGGCGAUGGCAAAGGGCGGCUCUUUGGGUGGGGGGGAUGCGUUGGCUCUUAUGAUUUACCGUUUAUGCCUCAACCAGAUGACCUUCUUGACUGCUGUAAUGGCUUGCUUUUAUUCGUUGAUACUACUACUUCUGAUUACUAUGUCUCUAAUCCGCUGACCAAACAGUAUGUGUUGAUUCCUCGACCCUGUUGGAGUCAGCAAGAAUUUCUUAAUGCUGCACUUGCGUUUGAUCCAUCUAAAUCAACUUGUUACAGAAUUGUUCGGUUUGAAAGGAUUAUAAAGGAGAGGAGCCUAGUUUUACACAUAUACUCUUCUGGCAACAGGAGUUGGUCUAGACGCUCAGUAAAACAGGGCCCAUGUGAAAGUAGAACCCUAUGGUUCCGGCCUUCGACAUAUUUCAAUGGGGCAUUGUUUCGGUUAUCUUUGUCUUGGCACCUUAUACAGAUUGAUCUUGAGGAAUUCAGUGUUUGUGCAACGGAGCUCCCUUUGACAGUUGGCCAGUCCAAAGGUCUGAUAGGUUGCCUUGGAGUGCUGAAGGGACGACUAUGCUAUGCUAAUGAAGACGGCAACGUGAUGAACAUUUGGUCAUUCGAGAAGCAAGGUUGUGAUAACUUCGGUAAAUGGGUUUUGAGGCAUAACAUCAAUAUUUAUGAUUUGACUCGUGGUCUGGUGCUGUGUAGAGAAUGUGGCCCUCCUGAUUCUAAAUGGGUUGGACCUAUUGCUUUCCAUCCGAGCUCUAGCAUUGUCUUCCUGGGCACUCCUCUCGUGAUCCUGAGAUAUAAUUUGGAUAAUAACAUGCUGGAAGAGCUUAUCAGAAUAGAGAAAGAUCUCAUUUUUCCUGGAUGUUACUAUCCUGCUUUUACUUAUGUUCGAUAUCUUGCCCCAUUCAAUAAAGAAGGCAACAUUUGUGCCAUGCCCAUGUAA
Molecule: messenger RNA, 1338 nt
Organism: Fraxinus pennsylvanica
Lineage: Eukaryota; Viridiplantae; Streptophyta; Magnoliopsida; Lamiales; Oleaceae
Source: the annotation of a GenBank genome assembly